UCGAAAUGUGAAUAAUGUGUUGUGAGAGUGUGUAACGUCGCAAGUUAAAACUUAAUUUUAGAGAAGUGGUCAUUUUGCAGAACCCCGUUAGGAAUGGAGGCAGCAUUGUGUACAGCUCUGAAUUCUGUGAAGGUUUUGCGAUCUAGUGUUGGUCAAGUUUUUGAUACGCUCGGGAACGGACUGAGAGCUGACCAUGGGGAAGAUGGAAAGGACGCGAAGUUCUUGUACGAGUUGCAGGAGUUGCUUAGCACCGUGAAUAUUAAUCUGCGAGAUGUUGAGCAAGCGGUUAACAGCCUCUCGGCACCUCCUGGUCCAUUUAACCUGGGGAACACUGCAUACCUGAGUCAAGAGAGUACACAGGAUAGGCAGGCCCUGUAUUCCCAGCUAGUGCAUAGCUACAAGUGGACCGACAAGGUGCAUGAAUAUAGCAGCCUGGCAGCGACUCUGCUCAGUCAGAACUCCCUGAAGCGGUCAUACAUCAAUUCCAGUACUGCCAAACGUCGCCGCACGCAGACAAGCAGUCACAAUGUUCCUGCACAGACUGUGGAUACGGUUAUCAACACUAUUGACCGUUUGUUUAAUGACAUGACUGUUACCAUCACCCGGCCAUUUGCAACGAACGCUCUGCUACAGGUCUCUUUAGGACGCAUCCUGAAGGCCGUAAUAGCCUUCAAGGGCUUGAUGAUAGAGUGGGUGGUAGUGAAGGGUCAUGGUGAGACUUUAGACCUGUGGACUGAGUCGCGGCAUAAAGUGUUUCGAAAAGUGACUGAAAAUUCUCAUGCAGCUAUGCUACACUUCUCGUCACCCACACUGCCUGAGCUGGCCGUACGCUCCUUCAUGACUUGGUUUCACAGUUACAUCACAUUGUUCAGCGACCCCUGCAAGCGCUGUGGGAACCACCUCAACAGUUCACUGCCACCCACUUGGCGAGACCUCAGGACGCUGGAACCUUACCAUGAGGAAUGCAAACCAUAGACUUUACUGUGCUGUGUGUGUGAGCUUUGGAGUUCCCAUCAUGGCGAAUGUGCAGAUAGCUAUGUUCUGGGAUUGAGGACUAUGUUGUGGUAGAAGG
Cryptotermes secundus is the source of this 1072-nucleotide messenger RNA. It is a transcript of the gene MED27, whose product is annotated as mediator of RNA polymerase II transcription subunit 27. Gene Ontology annotation, cellular component: mediator complex. The record is from RefSeq and is a predicted model, not a curated record. The coding region runs from base 94 to 975 and encodes 293 amino acids. The transcript has 6 exons. Gene Ontology annotation, biological process: regulation of transcription by RNA polymerase II. Gene Ontology annotation, molecular function: transcription coactivator activity. Lineage: Eukaryota; Metazoa; Arthropoda; Insecta; Blattodea; Kalotermitidae.